AUGGCAUCAACUAAUGCUGGUCUAUGCCAAGGCAACAUGACAUGGUGCUUCAAAGUCAGAGGCAACAACUACCAUUGGGUCAUAGACCUUUACCAAAGGCUGAACCUUCCAGUAAUUCCAGCAGCGGUUGAAGCACUCAUCAAAUGUGUACAGGAUCGUGCGGCUGAAUUGAAUAAACAACAAACAGAAGCAAGGAAGCAACAGCGAAUAAGAAUGAAAGUAGCCAGAACAGAAGAUCAGGAGGCGAGGAAAAAGUGGGUGAAACAGCAGGCAUUUAGACACACUUAUGGAGGAGAUUCAGAAGAUGAAGGAGAUGAUGAUGGCCAGCUAGUUUCAGACGUGAAUGAAAUACUUGGAAACGAAGAUGAUCUGUUAGUUGUGAGUGGAAGAAAGUGUCGUUGUGGAUCGACCCGUCACCAGCGGACAUCACAUAAAGAUUGCCCUUUGAACAAGAAACCUAAAAAGUGA
This is a messenger RNA of Porites lobata, 468 nucleotides long. NCBI's taxonomy places the organism in Eukaryota, Metazoa, Cnidaria, Anthozoa, Scleractinia, Poritidae. The record is from the annotation of a GenBank genome assembly.